Macrobrachium nipponense is the source of this 2036-nucleotide messenger RNA. RefSeq names its product SPARC-like (gene SPARC). The transcript is spliced from 9 exons. The record is from RefSeq and is a predicted model, not a curated record. Bases 161 to 1195 code for a protein of 344 amino acids. Gene Ontology annotation, biological process: anatomical structure development. Lineage: Eukaryota; Metazoa; Arthropoda; Malacostraca; Decapoda; Palaemonidae. Gene Ontology annotation, molecular function: calcium ion binding; collagen binding; extracellular matrix binding.
UCCUCAUUCGGGCCCAGACCCAGAGUCCCAGAGACUCAGUCAAAUGCCGAAGCCUUGUUGGUUGGCAGUUACUGUCCAGCUUCGUUACAGUGUACAGGGCCGAGGGUGGUGACCCGUUUGACUUGUUUUCUUCGUAUUCAGGACUUUCAUCUCUCCCAAGAUGAAGACGUGGAUACUAGUACUAUUGUUGGUGGGGACAUUCUGUGUCUCCUCCACUCUGGCUAAGAGCAAAGUUACCAAGAAGGCGUACACGGAAGAACACAAGAAGCACAUCGCUAACAUAGAGGCCAAACUCGAGCAGCUUCGCGAGAUGGAGGAGGAGAUCGAGUCGGAAAUAGCUUUGGUCGAGGACGAGGAAGCGGAGAUCUUGCUCGAGGAGGAGGAUGGAGACGGCGCGCCGGAGGCGCAGAAUUUGGUCGAGCCUGACGCAGCGAACGACGAGGACGAUGAUGAAGAAGAGGAGGAGGAGGAAGCAGCGGCAGGAGAAACCGAGGAAGAGGAAGAAGAUGAGAGGCCGAUCCCACGAGGAGACCCCUGCAACGACAUGUAUUGCGGUGCAGGGCGUGAAUGCAUAAUCAACGAAGAAGGGGAAGGGGAGUGCCUAUGCCAGGCGGUCUGCGAGGAGGAGAUAGACCCACGGAGGAAGGUUUGCAGCAACCUGAACGAGACCUGGGUCUCAGACUGCGAACUUUACCGCCAGCGCUGCUUGUGCGAGGACGAAGAACCUGCUUGCACCAAGGAGGCAUAUGCUCACAUGCACAUCGACUACUACGGAGAAUGCCAGGAAUUCAGGGACUGCCAGGAAUCUGAGUUGGAGGACUUCCCGAGAAGGAUGAAGGAGUGGCUCUUCAGCAUCAUGCGUGACAUGGCCGACCGCAAGUCCUUGAGCGAGCACUACCUGGCCCUCGAGCAGGAAGCCGAGGAGGACUCCAACAAGCAGUGGACUAACGCAGUCGUGUGGAAGUGGUGUGACCUGGAUUCUUAUCCCCGUGACAGGUCCGUUUCUCGUCACGAACUCUUCCCCAUCCGAGCCCCUCUCAUGUCCAUGGAGCACUGCAUCGGGACGUUCUUGGAUUCUUGCGACCCCAACGACGACCACUACGUCAGCUUGAAGGAAUGGGCUGCUUGCACCAAGCUCUCUGUGAAUGACACAACCAAGUUGGAAGACCUGUGUGAGGGCAUCCGUGAUAAUUAAGGGCACUGUCGUGAGCCUGAGAGCUGUUUUAAAUGGGAGCCUUUCUAUUUUAUUCAGUAAUAAGUAAAGAACAAUAUUCUUGUAACUGUCUGAUGUUUAGUGAGCAAAGUUUUGCGUAUUCUUUCUUAUGAAUAUAGUUUUAGGCUUAAAGCAGUUCCCGAGUUAGUUAUGAGGGACUGCAAAGAGAUUCACCUGAGGAAAUGUGGCUCCAGUGUUUCUAUCAUUACUGAAGCUGUUUUUGCCAAGUACCAAGCCAGAUAUUUUUGUAAAUAAUAUAUACAUAAUCUUUUUAUAUACUGUAAGUUGAUCCAGGCAUUUCCCAAGACAAAAUAACAGUGUAAGAUCAAAACGUUUUGGGAUUUUUGAAAUGAGAAAAAUGGCCUACUACUUUCAUAUUUUGACAGGAAGUUGUCUUAAAAAGGACUGAGAGUAAGAGUGUCUUAGUUUGGCUUCUAUUUUCAAUGAAAUGAUCUAAGUUGCAUCAAUGUAUUUAGACUCUUCAACUGAGACAACGUAAUAGGAAGAGUUGUCACAAAAUCUACAGGAGGAUCGAGGGUUCAAUGUGCCACGAACAUAGAAACAUGUUCAGCUAAUCAUCAUGACAAAUUGGGAUAGGUUACUCCCCCCUUAACCACACUGCCAAGAGCUUUAUAUAUUUUUUAUUUUGUAGUUUUAAUUUGUAUAGUCUAACCUGUAAUCAUGAUUCCUAUGGUGCUUUUCAUUUGUCUGUGAUUCUUCGAAAGUUUGUGUUUUAGCUUGAAAAUUUUUAGAAGUUGUGUUCGGCUCCUUGUAAAAUCUAAUGUCAAAGAUCAGUAAAAAGCUGUAGCCUUUUCUUACAGAA